AUGCCGCCCAGCUACGCCGAAAAGUUCAACCGGUACCACACCGUGCCUUUCCUUGUGCACGAAGGGUACCCUGUGUACGAGUCGGCGAUCGUCGCGCAGUUCUUGGACGCCAAGUACAACGACGGGAAGCUCCACAGCCGCGACAGCCCCGAGCGCGCGGC
Saprolegnia diclina VS20 is the source of this 161-nucleotide messenger RNA. RefSeq lists its product as hypothetical. The annotation marks the transcript as partial. The transcript has a single exon. The record is from RefSeq and is a predicted model, not a curated record. NCBI's taxonomy places the organism in Eukaryota, Oomycota, Saprolegniomycetes, Saprolegniales, Saprolegniaceae.